AUGUCGCUCACCGUUGCCAUCUACAACUUAUCACUUUUCACUAUCGGCAUCUCCUCAAUGUGGCUACCCGCAUUCCCGGACGACAGUUGCGAUGAUCCGGGAUCCCAACUUUCUAUCGAGACCGCCCUGCGGAACGGCAGAUACAUGGGCGCUCGCUGUGUACGCCUACAGCUGCGUGACUUGGUUUAUGCACAUCGUAGACGUAGUGUCGAUGAUGAUGACACGAGCUAUUCUGUCCCGUUGCAAAUUCUCCUGCCUCGACACGCCGGCGGCCAUGUGCGCACUACUUUGGGAUCCCUCGGCAAACGUCGAUUGCACCACACGUCUCGUUCCCCCCGAUGCAAACGAAUGAACCACAAAAUGUAUUGCGGCAGGCGAAAACGAUUGCGCUAUCUUCCACCUUCGGUGUCGUCGGUUCUUGAUCCACCGCUGAAUCUCUUGCUGAACGCUAAAUCACUGGACUCCACAGUGCACCCAUCGCAAGUCAUGGCGUAUGAAGUGCUCAAGAGUACUUCACCGCACUCUCUGCCGGACGUCAUCAACGCGGUCACAAGUCGAAGAACCCAUAAUAACUUGCUACGUCGUCACGCCGCACCUCUUGAUGAAUGCUUUCUGUCCUGUGCGGCAGAUCGUUACCGGGCUUCGGUCGUUGGUGAUCCGUUCGUCCUAUUCCAAGAUGCAGCACACAUGGCUAAUUUGAUCGACCCGCUGUCAAAGUUUUCCGUUACCACUGAAUCGGAAACUCCGGGCCCAUCCACUACCGCCAAGCGCUUUCGCUUCGAUGUCCCACUAGGCCCUUCAGUCACUGAAGUUCCGCAGCAGCCUACAACCUCUUCUUCCAACUAACUCUUGCGUUACUCUACCGGUUUGCUUUCUGGCUGUGCUGAAGCCACUCUACUUUGCUUUUGUACAGAAUGAUCGCUAGAUUUAUGUUACAUGCUACUUCCAACGCUUAUCCGCUUACGUUUGCUGCUCGCAAUGAACACUCUUGAGCUGUGCAUAAGUACACUACCUAGACUAACCGCUUGUGUAAGCUGUCCGACCUGCCGAUUUCACCACUUCUUCCCCGGUAUUACUACUUUGAAAAAUACAUCAGCUUAGCUAUAUUCUCACUUGUUUUCCCAAGCCUCACUCAUGGGGUUUAGAUCUCCCCCACCUCUAACUGCUUAUUUCCCCUAAUGGAUCACUGCGGUUAUCACAACAGAUCGCUCGCACGCUGUCCUUUUACACCGAGUACGAUGGAAGAAGCAUCGACAAACAGUUCUGAUCCCAGUGUAGUCAUUGUACUGUUGUUUUUUGACCACUAAUGCUUCUGGUCACCUAUGCCAUUCGUUGGUCCCCAUGCAUGUCCUGUUGCAAAUCAAAG
Messenger RNA from Dicrocoelium dendriticum, 1366 nucleotides. The record is from the annotation of a GenBank genome assembly. Lineage: Eukaryota; Metazoa; Platyhelminthes; Trematoda; Plagiorchiida; Dicrocoeliidae.